GCAAAUAUCUACCUUUAUUUCCACCUUGGUUUCUUCUCUCUAUAUAUAAAUACAGCAUGUGAUGAAACAUGAAAGGAAUUUUUGUGAGUAGUGAGUAGUAUUCUUUCUUACACUUUAAUUAUGGAAGACUACUCAGAGGAAGAUUAUGAGUUCCUCAACCUUAGCCUUUCAGUUACUACUCCUUCUUCUAGGGAAGCCAAAAUCAUGAAGAAAAAGAAGAAGAACUAUGAAGCCAAGAUCUUGAGGCUCCUCCAACUCAGGGAAAACAUGCUAAGACAAGAUCACCAUAACCACCAUCACCACCUCCAAAGAAGAAAAGCAGGCACCAACAACAACAACAACAAUCUCAUCCACUUGCUCCUCACAACGGCCACCGCCAUUGAUGAAGACAGCAACAACAUUGCUGCAUCUCUUGACAAUCUCACAGAUCUGUACCAAACAGUUUCCCUAACAGGUGAUUCAGUUGAGCGUGUUGUGGCGUACUUCGCCGAUGGCCUCGCCGCGAGGCUCCUCACAAAGAAAUCUCCAUUCUAUGACAUGCUCAUGGAGGAGCCAACAUGUGAAGAAGAGUUUCUUGCAUUCACAGAUCUCUAUAGAGUCUCACCUUACUACCAAUUCGCUCAUUUCACUGCAAACCAAGCAAUCUUAGAAGCCUUUGAGGAAGAAGAAGACAGGAACAACCGUUCAAUCCAUGUCAUUGACUUUGACGUCUCCUACGGAUUCCAAUGGCCUUCUCUAAUCCAAUCACUCUCAGAGAAAGCUUCAAGCGGAAACCGCAUCUCUCUAAGGAUCACCGGAUUCGGCACCACUCUGAAGGAGCUUCAAGAAACGGAAUCCAGAUUGGUGAGCUUCUCCAAAGGCUUCGGUAACCUUGUGUUUGAGUUUCAAGGGUUGUUGAGAGGGUCCAGGAUCACGAAUCUGAGGAAGAAGAAGAACGAGAGUGUUGCAGUGAACCUUGUUUCAUACCUCAACAGUGCGAGCAACAGCAGUUUGUUGAUGAAUUUCUCUGACACAUUGGGAUUCGUUCGGUCUCUCAGGCCUUCGGUUGUGGUGUUGGUGAAGCAAGAAGGUAGCAGGAGCAUUAGAACGUUCUUGUCUCGGUUCACAGAGUCAUUGCAUUACUUUGCCGCCAUGUUUGAUUCCCUUGAUGAUUGUCUUCCACUGGAGAGCGCAGAGAGGUUGAGGAUUGAGAAGAAGCUUCUCGGGAAAGAGAUCAAGAGCAUGCUCAACUGUGACAUGGAGAUGGACGGCGUGGAUUGUCCCAAGUAUGAGAGGAUGGAAGCGUGGAAAGCCAGAAUGGAGAAUCAUGGUUUUGUUGCCAUGAAGAUGAGCUCCAAAUCUCUCAUGCAAGCUAAGCUUCUUCUCAAGAUGAGGACUCAUUAUUACUAUUCUCCACCACUUCAAUUUGAUGAUGAUGCCGCCGGCGGCGGUGGUGGUUUCAGGAUUUCUGAAAGGGACCAGGGUAGAGCCAUUUCUUUGGGGUGGCAGAAUAGGUUUCUUCUCACUGUGUCCGCAUGGCAAUUACCACUUUCAUCAUCAUAAUAUUCUAUUCUAUAUA
Messenger RNA from Arachis duranensis, 1558 nucleotides. RefSeq names its product GRAS family protein RAM1-like. Bases 121 to 1542 code for a protein of 473 amino acids. The record is from RefSeq and is a predicted model, not a curated record. Gene Ontology annotation, molecular function: sequence-specific DNA binding; DNA-binding transcription factor activity. Gene Ontology annotation, biological process: regulation of DNA-templated transcription. Lineage: Eukaryota; Viridiplantae; Streptophyta; Magnoliopsida; Fabales; Fabaceae. Gene Ontology annotation, cellular component: nucleus. The transcript has a single exon.